Messenger RNA from Planococcus citri (citrus mealybug), 1650 nucleotides. Its product is annotated as RCC1-like G exchanging factor-like protein. Gene Ontology annotation, biological process: positive regulation of mitochondrial translation. NCBI's taxonomy places the organism in Eukaryota, Metazoa, Arthropoda, Insecta, Hemiptera, Pseudococcidae. Gene Ontology annotation, molecular function: rRNA binding; guanyl-nucleotide exchange factor activity. The transcript has 8 exons. Gene Ontology annotation, cellular component: mitochondrial inner membrane. The record is from RefSeq and is a predicted model, not a curated record. Bases 100 to 1443 code for a protein of 447 amino acids.
UUAUCAGAAAAUAAAUUGAAUUUUUGAGAAAAAGUGUGAGGAAAGUACCCAACACCGGUGCCGAUUUUUACUUUAUUCGUGAAAUAAGUUUCUAGAAGCAUGAAUAUUCUUAAAAAAUUAACCAGAAACGGUAUCAUUAGAAUAAACAGUCCAGGAAUAUGUUCAUCUCUCCAGAGAAAUGCCGGUAUAAAAAUAAAGGAAGAUAAUCCUCGAGAUAUUGUGAGCAGCCGAUCAGAUCCCAAGGAACAACGCCUCUAUGUCUGGGGAUUGGCCGAGCUUGGAGCUUUAGGAGAAAUAAAAAUUCGUUCGAAGAAAAAUAAACAAAAAUUUUCUCACAGGCCAAUUCGAAAAAUCUUCGCGUUUUCUCAUCGUAUUAUUGAUUUUUCUUGCGGAUAUGGCUUCACGUUAUACGCUGUUAAAAGCGACACAGCGAAACAGCUCUAUGGUAGCGGAUUAAAUACCGAUAGUCAAGUUGGUUACCAUGCUGUGAGAAAGGACCAGCCUUUGAAAAUGGUGUUCUCUAUACAGCCGAUCAGAGUACCUUUGAAAAACGCUCGUUCGACGAAUGUCAUCAAAGUAGGCGCUGGACGAGCUCAUUCAAUUGCAUUAACAGAUAAAGAAGGAGUAUUUUCAUUAGGAAAUAAUGCUUUCGGGCAAUGUGGUCGACCAGUUGUCGAAGACGAAGAUUACUCCAUGUUCAAAGACACGCAUAAAAUCAAAGAAUUGGAUCAUUUGUCUAUCGUCGAUGUUGUUUGCGGACAAGAUCAUACUUUAUUUUUAACCGAAAAUGGAGAAGUGUAUAGUUGCGGAUGUGGCUCAGAUGGUCAAACUGGUCUGGGUAAUUUGAAGUGCACCAGUACUCCUACUUUAGUAGAAGGAGAUAUCAAAGGAGAAAAUAUUGUGAAACUUUCCUCUAGCGCUGAUACUGUUUUAGCAUUGAAUGAUAAAGGCGACGUAUUCGGCUGGGGAAAUUCAGAAUACUUUCAAAUUCCUAAUGAUACCGAAUCGCAACAGAUAGCUACUCCUAUGCACAUUAAAAAAUUAUCAAAAUUAGGAAAAAUUAUAGAUAUUGCUUCUGGUAGUACUUUUAGCUUGGUUUUAACUGAAAAAAGACAAGUAUUUGUUUGGGGAUUUGGAAUCUUAGGAAAAGGACCCGAUUUGAAACAGUCUAUAAUUCCUCAACAGAUCCCUGAGACAUUAUUUGGUCUUAAUCAAUUCAAUCCUGACGUAUUCGUUGAAUCUAUUCAUUGUGGAAUUAAUACCUUAGCUGCGAUUAAUAAUAAGAAAGAAUUAUACAUGUGGGGCAAAAAUCAGUAUGGGCAAUUGGGUAUCGGUCACGAAAACCAUCAGUAUUUUCCCUUUAGAGUUGCUAUCGGUGGCAAAGUUUUAAAAGUCAACUGUGGAGCUGAUCAUACAAUGGCCCUGUGUAAACCGUUCGUUUAAUAUUGUAGCUCAAUGCUUCAAGGCGUACAAUUUUAGAACCAGUGUUCUGUUGAUAAUGCAGAAAAAUGAAAAAGAAUUUCCUACGCAACACGAAAUUUUGUUCGAAGUUUGUGUUUUUGAAGAAAGAAUAAUUCUACUCAGAUGCUAUUUUUUUGUAUUUGCUGUGAUGUUACUUAUUUUUUUAAAUAAAAAACAGUUGUUUUUUCA